ACCCAAGAGCAAAAGCUGUGAUACGCAAGGCACAGAUCUACAAGGUUAUGUGUGUUGCAAGCGGGACGCGGGAGUUCCACGCAGCGAGGAGCAUCCCAAGGGCAUCAGAGCACGCAUUUUGGAAACCCUUGUAAUGCUUAUUCUUCUUGCACUGCUUAUCCUUGGAAUCGUAUGGGUGGCUUCAGCACUCAUAGACAACGAUGCUGCCAGUAUGGAGUCUUUGUAUGACCUCUGGGAAUUCUACCUCCCAUAUUUGUAUUCCUGUAUAUCACUGAUGGGAUGCUUGUUACUUCUGUUAUGCACACCAGUGGGGCUUUCACGGAUGUUUACAGUAAUGGGUCAGUUGCUGGUGAAGCCAACAAUCCUUGAAGACCUAGAUGAGCAGAUGUAUAUCAUCACUUUAGAGGAAGAAGCAAUUCAGAGGAGGCUUAAUGGUGUAUCUUCCACGGUGGAAUACCAGACAGUGGAGUUGGAACGGGAGCUUGAAAAAGUGAAGAGCAAGAAAACAAAUCUAGAACGGCGGAAAAAAGCUUCUGCUUGGGAAAGGAAUUUGGUCUAUCCAGCUGUCAUGAUAUUGCUACUGAUUGAGACAUCCAUCUCAGUCCUCCUAGUUGCUCUCAACAUUCUUUACCUGCUGGUUGAUGAGACCGCAAUGCCAAAGGGCUCAGGGGGACCUGGAAUAGGAAAUGCCUCCCUAUCCACCUUCGGUUUUGUGGGAGCAGCGCUUGAAAUCAUUUUGAUUUUCUAUCUUAUGGUAUCCUCUGUCGUCGGCUUCUACAGUCUGCGUUUUUUUGAAAACUUCACUCCCAGGAAGGAUGACACAACUAUGACAAAGAUCAUUGGAAACUGUGUCUCAAUCUUGGUGCUGAGCUCUGCUUUGCCAGUGAUGUCAAGGACACUGGGAAUCACCAGAUUUGAUCUGCUUGGAGACUUCGGAAGGUUUAACUGGUUGGGAAACUUCUAUAUUGUUUUAUCUUACAACUUGCUCUUUGCUAUCAUGACAACAUUAUGUUUGGUCAGAAAGUUCACUUCCGCGGUGCGAGAAGAGCUCCUGAAGGCAUUAGGAUUAGAUAAACUUCAUCUGUCAAACAAUCCAAGAGACUCGGAGACAAAGCCAUCUGCAAAUGGGCAUCAGAAAACACUGUGAUUAAGAAUCGCCUGUGAUCAACAGAGCUGAAAACAUCAACCUCACGGCAUUCCGGUCAUCUCACCGGCAUUUUUAUGUUCAUUUCAUUUGUCGAUAAGUUGGGUCCAACCUUGUCUCACUUUUUCUUUUUUUGAUGCUGUGUGCUUCUGAGAAAGUUGGGUGUACCAGAUUCUUCUCUUUCCAGUGAACUUUUGGUCUGCUUGUUUCUUUCCCAGUGAGUUAAUGCAGGAGGUGCCUUGAAGACUGGAAGCUGAGGAGAACAAUGCAUUCCUUUUUAUUUGUUGACAGUCUCGCAUAUUUAGAUACAAACCUGCUACCAUUUGAAUGCACAGUACCUCCUGUGUUACACAGACACAGCCGAAGAGUAACUUUGG
Messenger RNA from Eurypyga helias (sunbittern), 1521 nucleotides. RefSeq names its product limb development membrane protein 1 (gene LMBR1). Gene Ontology annotation, biological process: signal transduction. The transcript has 13 exons. The record is from RefSeq and is a predicted model, not a curated record. Gene Ontology annotation, molecular function: transmembrane signaling receptor activity. The annotation marks the transcript as partial. NCBI's taxonomy places the organism in Eukaryota, Metazoa, Chordata, Aves, Eurypygiformes, Eurypygidae.